This is a messenger RNA of Culicoides brevitarsis, 3558 nucleotides long. Its product is annotated as trichohyalin-like. The coding region runs from base 1 to 3558 and encodes 1185 amino acids. Gene Ontology annotation, molecular function: microtubule binding; beta-tubulin binding. The record is from RefSeq and is a predicted model, not a curated record. NCBI's taxonomy places the organism in Eukaryota, Metazoa, Arthropoda, Insecta, Diptera, Ceratopogonidae. The transcript is spliced from 6 exons.
AUGCCUCGGAAGAAGCCAAAAUUGACGGAAAAGGAACGCAGGGAGCAGGAACGUCAAAAACAGGAAGAAGCAGAAAGGGAAAAACGACAUGAACAAGAACGUUUAAAGGAAAAACAAGCUAAAGAUGAGAAAGAAAAUGCUUUGCGAAAGGUCAUGAUCGAUUUGACAACAAAACAUUUUGAAAGAGUGCAAGAACAAGUGAAAGUUUAUAAACAAAAUGAAAAUGAAGAAAAAAUGUGGCAAAAAUACUUGGAUCCCGAAGCAACACCAAAUACUGAAAAGCCUUCUGAACUAAGAACCUUUUUACAUCAAUGGGAGCUAGAUGAAGAACGUCAAAAGAAAAAUCGCAUCGAUCCGCGCCUCAUGUUGGAUGAACGAAGUCUCCUCAGUCAAGACGUCUCCACAGUUGACAAAAGACUCAAAAAGUUUCAAGAAAUCCGAAAACCAAUUGGUGACACAUUUCUUCCCAGAAUCAAACAAAUUUUGACCAUCAACUCUGAAAUAAAUGAUUUACUGACAGAAAAUGGAAAAACUUUGUCCGACAGAAUUUACAACGAUCUGAAAAGUCUUCAACUGAUUUUUCGCAAGCAACUUUCGAAACAUUUGGAUAAAUGGUCUUUUGAAAUUCUCUGUGAUAUUGAUCGCGAUAUGAAAUUAUUGGAUCCCAUCACUGCCGAAUAUAAUUACGAAUCGGAAUUUGUUAAUCAGUUUUUGUGGACUUUUCGGGAAGUGCCGUUGCCACCAAAUUAUACAAAAGUGAAUUUUGUUUCAAUGGCUGCUUGUAAAACGGAAUUUACAAAGUCAAAUUUGAUGGAUUUAGCAAAUCAAAGUUUACGAGGAUUAUUUUUGAAGUUCGAUCAUUUGAGUGACUAUUGUUCAACUUACAAAAUAGCAAUUCAACUGUGCGAGUCUUUUGAUUUGAAAAAUGAAUUGGAAUACGAACAAAAUCUUUUGAUGGAAUUAAAAUUAAAAAAAUUGGAAAACAUGAAGGAAGAAAGACGAUUGUUUGAGGAGGAAAGACAACGUACGGCAGAAGAAGGAAAAUUAACUAAAAAAGCAGAAACUCCGACAAAGAAGGGGAAAAAUGAAAAGACAAAAAAGAAGAAAACGAAAAAAAUUAAAAAGGAAGAGGAAAUUGAAGAACCGCCAAUAGUAGAUGAUGACACGAUUGUCGAUGUAACAGAAGAGUUUAUGGCUAAAUUGAAAGAAAAUUUUUCGAAUGAGAAGGAAAAGUUGGAUCCAGUUUACUUGGACUUGGAAAGUGAUGAAGUAAACCUUAGAGAAAUGAUGGUCCUUGGAGGCGUUUAUUCUUUCCAUUUACUUCGAAGACCUCGACAAACAAAAUUUAUUGGUGAAAACUUUUUGAUUACUUUAAUCGAUGAACCGGACAUUUUAAAGUACGAAAACUUCUUUUACGAUUACAUCGAAUCACCAAAACCUCGUUUAUCUUUGAUGCAUUUGAAAAAUGUCAAACGACAAUCAAUCUUUCCAAAGUCAACUGAUGUCCGCGAACCCGCUGAGAAACGACGAACCACACUUUACAUCCAAGAACGACGAACUACUGUAAUAAAUCAAGAAUUUGAGGAAGAACAAAAACGUUGGGUAUCGGAAAACGAGUUAAAUCAGAAAAAUCUCUUCGAAUUGCGGAUAAAAGUCUCUGACGAUGUCUUUUGGUGGGAACCACCUUCCGUUUGUCGCUGGGAGCCAUGGGAAGAAAGUGAAACUUUUAAAAAUUUAAGUCCAGCGAUGCAGAAUUUCAACGUGAAUCAUGAAAAAUUUUUGGAAGAACAACAGAAAAAAUUAUUCGCAGCACCGCCAGUUAAGCGGGACUUUCGAAAAAUUAAACGUCUUCAAGACACAAAACUAUCGGAAGUGAAAAGUGUGUUGCCGUCCCAUUUUCUCAUAAAGGAUUACUUGUUGCCACGAAUGAUUGAUGACUACAAAUUUGCGGAAGAGAUUCGCGACGACACGGAAAAAGAAAUCAAGGAAAGGGAAAAUCGAUUAAAAUUGCGAAAAGAGACGAUAGAAAGGAGGCGAUUGAGCGAAGAGCUGGAAAGAGAAAAGAUUCAUCGCGAAUCUAAAGGAAUUACGUUUCAUGAUCCAAAAACUAUUGAAGUGGAAACUCAAACGGAGAGCGAGCUCUUGAAUGGAAUGCAAGAAAAUCAAAAAAGACGAAAAACAUCUCAAAUUCAAAAGACUCGUCUUCCGUCACUUUUAGACCCUUCUGAUGACUCCACAACUAGUUCAACAACUCUCAUAGCUGAAGCUCGAUCAUCUUUCAUUCCGUCUUUUGUCCAAGUAGUUCCUCAAAGUACUCCUCCCAAGUUCCUGUUUAGUCCAAAACGACGUUUGCGACCUCUUGAAGUCGUUAAAUCAAUGGACGAAAACGAAUCCUUGCAAUCGAUCCAAUUAAACGACAUUUUAUCAACAAUUUCUGAUGGAUUUGACGAAGACACCACGACUCUUUCGAAAUUUCUCGCUCACUUGGAGGACUUACACGAGAAGGAGAAGCCAUUUUUCCACACAGACUCCUACAUCGAUCGAUUUCUUGCGCAACUUGAAGCUAAAAAGGCCGAAAUGAACGCUGAAGAAGCAGCCAGGAAACUCAAAGAGCUGAAACAUCAACUGAGAAUGUCAAAAUUACUCGAAGCAAGUGAACGUGAAUCGACGUUUUAUCGUGUGCCAAAGAAAAGUAUUGCUGAAGUGUCAAAAUCUCGCGUUUGGAGUAUGAUUGAGCACAAAAAACGACGUAAAACGAAGACAAAUAAGGGAGUUUCAAAAUUUGUGAAAAGUAAGCAAAGUAGAGAAGAAGAAAAGAACCUCAAAAGAGAUUCAGAGUUGAAAAGACCAACGUCGGAAUCAGAAAUUGAAGAAGAAGAAGAAUUGACACUAAUUCCACAUUUUCCCGGAAAAUGGUCAAAGAAACAUGUUCAUUGUGAGAGUUUUGAUCCAGUCACUAAAAUAAUUACAUUUAAAUCCGGCUGUUUCGGGAAUUUCGGUCUGUUUACAUCAAAAUAUGUAAAUUUCCCCUUUAAAAAUUGGAAAAUCGUUCCAAAUGAACAAGAAGUCACUGUAACAUUAGAAGUUAAAUACACAACAGUCGAGUUCAAAAUAUCUUCGAAAGGCUUCAAAGCGGGAAUAUUUUUAAAGACAAAAUCAUUUUUGACGGAACUUGUGCCAAUUAUCACGGAUUUCGUUCCAUUUCAACAAUUGACGACCAAAUUGAAGUCAAUUAAUGUCAACGUCUUUCCCGAGCCUGAUGCUUGUUAUUAUUUGCCGAAUGUCCAUGAAAAAUUGGGACCUCUUGAAGAGCAUUGUUACAAGUCAAUGUCAAUGUUCUGUUUAACACAUGCCUUUAAAUCCACUUGUUGGAAUCGAUAUUCAGAUUUUCGGACAAUUCUUCUGGAAUCUAAAGCCGUCGAUAAAGAAGGAAAUUUUAGAGAGGUUUUAGUGACUCCAUUGAAAUCAGAAUUUGUGCAUAUCAGUCAAAAAUGCUCGGAAAAUGUUUGCGAUGUUGACUUACUCUUUACCUCAAAUCCGCCACAUCAGGACUUAUGA